Messenger RNA from Penicillium daleae, 2406 nucleotides. RefSeq lists its product as uncharacterized. Gene Ontology annotation, biological process: chromatin remodeling. NCBI's taxonomy places the organism in Eukaryota, Fungi, Ascomycota, Eurotiomycetes, Eurotiales, Aspergillaceae. Gene Ontology annotation, molecular function: ATP-dependent H2AZ histone chaperone activity. Bases 1 to 2406 code for a protein of 801 amino acids. Gene Ontology annotation, cellular component: Swr1 complex. The record is from RefSeq and is a predicted model, not a curated record. The transcript has 2 exons.
AUGGCUGAGAAGCGCAAGCUCCCGGCACGCGCCGGUCGUGAGCCUGCGGCCAAGCGACGAGUCUCUGAAGCAGCAACGCCCUCUCAAAAGAAAAAGGCGUCAACUCCUCGUGUACCAUCUCCAGCACCGCCCCCGCCUCCGCCUGAGCCAGUAGAGGCGCCAUUGCCGAUAUCGAUUAAAGAUAGCGAGUCUGUGCCAGUCUUGCGCGAGCGACAACCCGCCACGCUAUCGGACGAGGAAUACCAGUCGUACGCGGAAAGUGCGGUUCUGCUUGCGGCCCUGGAGCGAUCGAAGAAGAAGUGGCUCAGCGAUGGUAUCCUAGUUCGAUACUACACGAAGCCGAAGAAGACGAAGCGUGAACAGAUCGAGAAGAACAACCCGCCCAAAGAUUCGAUGACGAGAGUUGGUCCUUGCGACGUUACCAUUGGACCUCACCUUUUCGAUGCGAUGAUAUAUACCGUGAAAGAUCCCAACGCGCCGCCAGCGAUCCAAUAUGCUCCUCCGCAGAAACAGAUGGUCCACUACGGCCACCCCAACAACUUCCAACAAUACCAGCCGUAUCCAGGUAAUCAGAAAAGACCCCCCUACCCUCCUACGCCUCAGGGGCGCCCUCCACAUGGAUACCCAGGUACUCAUGCACCACCCUCUCAACAUCGUGGUCCGAACCAGGCGCAACCUCAACCGGGCCAGAGGCCACCACAACCAGCUGGACAGCCCGCAAAGCCCAGCCCUGAUCCAGUCAUCCAGAUGCUUGCGACCAGAGCUGCCGCUGAUCCAGAAUUGAAAGCUCUUAUGAGGGUGGUUGCUUCCAGUCAAGCAUCACAAGAGCAGCUUCGUGCUUUCCAGGCUCAUAUCGACGAGCUAAAUGCGAUCAUCAAGGCAAGGGAACAGGAACGCCUGAGAAAUGCUGCUGCUGCAUCUAAACAGUCGCCAGCAGCUUCCCAGCCAGCGACGCCUGCGCCGCCCGCGCCACAACCUAGACCAGCCUCCCCACAGGUCGUCAUUGACCAAAGGCAAAGCUCGGUUACGAAUACCCCGUCUCAAGGACAGGGUAGUACAUCCCAGCCCGUGCCUCCGACGCAAACACUAUCCAAAGAAACUCACCCCCAGCCCGUUUCAAACUCAAAGGCACCACCACCGCCAACAACAGCAUCAACGAAAGCGCCUGUCACAGGGCCACCUCAGCCUGUACCUCAACCUCAGACCCCAGCGCCGUCUCAACCAACUUCAUUACAAGCACCCAGCUCCAGCCAGACCUCUGCCACCACACCAGCAGUAAAGCAAGAGCCAGGGACACCGGGACCAACCAUCCCGCAAGCGACCCGGUCGAGCUCGGCACAACCAGCAGUCUCAGCUCCAUCCGCAACUCCUGGUCCUGUUAGCACUCCGACCCCCAACGCCGCAUCCCAGGUGCAGAGUCCUGCAGUGCAACCGCCUCAGAGCGCCAACAAUAUCCAACAGCAGGUGCCACGGCCGGGCCCCCCUUAUCCUCCAUAUCAGCAGCAAGCGUCGUAUGGGACACAGCCUGCUGGCCAUUCGCGUCCACCACAAUACGGCUCUCCCACGCCCUAUUAUCGUCCCCAAGCGCCACCGGCGCGGACUACGCCCACGCCAUUGAACUACAAGUCUGUCGUCUUCGAGUUUACCUCUCCAUUGACGCCAUACGGAAGUAGCACAUCUGGCCACGCUGGUUCAGGUGAUCGCUACCUGUUCCCCGAGCACUCGAUCCUGGAAUGGCUUCCGAACGAAAAUACCAUCCUCGCCUCGUUCCUUAUCGUGAAGAAGGUAGACCCAAACACGCCAUUCCCAAUCGAAACUGCACCCGACGCCGGAACAGGACGCACAAAGGGCAAAGGUGCCUCAAAAUCGAAAAAGGGAGCCAAGGCAGAGAAAGCCGCAGAGACGCCGGCACCUGCCGAUGCCCCUCCAAAGCAAGAGCCUUCUGAUAAUAAAGCGGAUGUCAAAGAAGGUCAAUCAGAAACACCUAGCACGCCCAGUGGAAAACCUAGCAGCGACGCAAAUCUGAAAGAGUACUGGCAGCCAGUCACCUUCCGCAUUCACGCGGCAAAUCCUCGGAUCCUGGAACCUCUCACUCGUGUCGUCAAGCCGGCUGAUGAAGUCCGCAAGUACAUGAACGAAAUCAUGGACCGAGCUGAGCGUGCACCGGAUGGUUUCCCUGCGUUCCGGCUUCCCUAUGAAGAUGCUCGCGAGGCUUUCGAGACGGAAAGUACGCCAGUGUCUACAGUGGCAACUGGUGCUUCUUCGCGUAUUCGUCCCUCGAAGGCGGUGGUAAAGCCGCUUGAGGAAGAAUCUGAGGUUGAGAAGGAUGUGGUGGAGGUUGAAGAGGAAGAAGACUUGAUGGAUUUCUAUGGUGCGCCGAUGGGUAUGCCGCCCUUGCGUGUUUGA